Molecule: messenger RNA, 536 nt
Organism: Fusarium redolens
Lineage: Eukaryota; Fungi; Ascomycota; Sordariomycetes; Hypocreales; Nectriaceae
Exons: 2
Coding region: 210-536 (108 amino acids)
Source: RefSeq, a predicted model, not a curated record
GCUUGAGACGUAGAAUUGAGAGUACCUUAUUGCCAAGUAUAGUAACGAGGAGGAAGCGCUUGACAACCACCUGCCUUGAAUAGGGAUGUGAAUCACAAGUAGAGGGUGCUUGCAGUUCAACCAUUUGACUGACCUCUUUCAACAUCAACCAUACAUCCAAUGUCACUCAUACAAAAAUAAUUCUACACAUUAUUGAGGAUAUCAUCAUCAUGACCGACAACGAGAUUGCCGAUAAGAAAGUGGCCAACAAUGAGGUUGUCAACGAUAAAUCGAUAGACAAUGAAAUGACUGACGACGAGAUGGCCGACGACAAAAUUAGCGAUAACAAAACGACAGAAGGAAUUACGGCAGAGGAAAAGGCAAUGGAAGAAGAAAAAAUAGAAGAGACAUCGAAAGACGAUGAGAUGACCGAUGCCCAACACAGGGAUGGCGAGUCGACUGAGGACGAGAUCAUGAGCUUAUCAGUCAUACGGAAACAACUGUUCCCACACAUGCCCGAUCUGUUCUUCGAUGUGAUCUCGAAAAAACCACACUGA